Messenger RNA from Ectocarpus siliculosus, 2382 nucleotides. The record is from the annotation of a GenBank genome assembly. NCBI's taxonomy places the organism in Eukaryota, Phaeophyceae, Ectocarpales, Ectocarpaceae.
AUGGCGAGGCACAGAGGAGUGCGAAACCGGCAGUUCAGCUACGACGAGGGAGAUGAAGACUAUUACGACGAGGAGGAGGAGGACCGACUGGUAGAGGAGCACAGGCUGCAAAUGCUCCAGGCUAGGGGCGACACAGCAGACGGCAGCAGCAGCAGCAGAGGCGGCGGAGGCGGUGGAGGGAUAUCUCUGUCGUCCUACUUCGACGACCUUCCCGGCAGCGCACCACGACAGCAGCAGCGACAACAGCGGGCAUACGACGGGAGAGAACCACCGGGACACUCCGAUCGGCACGCCCCGGAUAAGCCCCCGCAACCCGGCGGACACGACGAGGCAGCAGACGCCGAGCUCGUGGCCGCCAUUGCUGCCGAGCUUGAGAGUCGCCUCGGGGCAGGCCGCUUCUCGUCCGAGCAAGUGCGGCUGGCGGUAAGGACAAGCGAGUACGAGGUGGAUACCGCGGAGGUCAUCCUCCUGAGCGCCAGCGGAGCGUCGUCGUCAUCCGAACCUCAGGUUCAAUUUGGAGGCGGCAACAGCAACAGUAGCCAUCGCACCGCCACCGCAGCAACCACUGCGGUUGUACCGCCACCCCCAGGAUCACCGCCAGACGCCACCGUGUACGACAACAGCUCGCCGUCGUCGCUUGCCUUCGGCCUGUGCGUCGAUGGCCGUCCUGGUGCCGCUGCUAGCAGCCGAACGACCUCGGCCCCGAGCACCACCGCCGUGCCUGCAGCCGCCGCCGCCGCCGCCACCGUGCAGCGUUUCGACUUCGACACACCGUCACCAGACGACCUCAAUCUAUCCAAGCAAGCAGCAGCACGAGGAGGAGGAGGAGGCGGAGGCCGAAAAACAGACAAUUUUUCCAGUCCAAAGGCAAAGGUGGUGCACAUCUCCGACACGACGCCCAAGAGCACCGCCGCCGGCCGCAAGUCCAUCACCGGCACGCCCACGGCGGCCGCCGCCACGCGGACUCCGACUAAGACCCGGGUCCAGUCCCCGACGGGCGGAGGCAUCUCCGCACCGUCCCCGCAGCAAUCCGCGGCGGCGGCGGCGGCGGCGGCGGCCAUGGACGAGAGCGACGACGCGCAGGCUGGGGGAAAGGAGCGGCUGGCGAUGGUCGUGAUCGGACACGUGGACGCCGGAAAGAGCACGCUCAUGGGACAGGUGUUGGUGCAGAUGGGCCAGGUGACUCAGCGAGCGCUGCACAAGCAGGAGAAGGAGGCCAGAGAGGCUGGGAAAGCGAGCUUCUUCUUGGCAUGGGUGAUGGACGAAGACCAGGAAGAGCGGGCCCACGGCGUGACGAUCGAGGUUGCCCAGAAGCACAUCGAGACGGAGACCAAGCUCGUUACCCUCCUGGACGCGCCGGGCCACCGAGACUUCAUCCCCAAGAUGAUCAGCGGCGCGAGCGCGGCCGACGCAGCCGUGCUGGUCGUCCCCGCGGCCGUGGGCGAGUUCGAGUCCGGUUUUCAGGCGAACGGGCAGACGAAGGAGCACGCGAUGCUCGCCAAGGCCCUGGGGGUCAACCAACUCCUGGUGGUGGUGAACAAGCUGGACGCGACGGAUCCCCCGUGGUCCGAGGCGCGCUACGAGGCGGUCAAGGCGGAAGUCGGACCGUUUCUCGCAAGGACGGGAUUCCGGCCGAAAAAGGUGCGAUUCUUGCCAGCGUCCGGGCUGUCGGCGGAGAACGUCUCGAAGAGGACCGAGGGGGGGCCGCUGUCGUCCUGGUACGACGGCCCCACCCUCCUGGAGGCCAUCGACUCCUUUCAGGCGGCCCCCCGGGCGACCGAUAAGGCCUUCCGGAUGUGCGUCGCGGACGUUACCUCCUCGGGAAAGGGGGUGUCGGUGUCAGGGCGGGUGGUGCAAGGCCGCUUGCGGUCCGGCGAUAAGGUGGUGGUGAUGCCUCUCGAAGACCCUGCCACGGCAGCUCGGCUUGAGAGAAACGGGGCGCCGGCGAGAACGGCGAGGGCUGGGGACAACGCGGAAGUGACCCUGUCCGGCGUUGAUCCCUCCCGGGUGGUAGUCGGGAACGUGGUGUGCAAGGCCGGGGGAGUGCUGCCGGUGGUGCGUAGGUUCAACGCACAGAUCGUAGCUCUUCCUGCGUUAGAGGUUCCUAUCAUCAAGGGCACGGAGUUCCAGCUGCACAUGCACAACCUAGACGUGAUGGUGCACUGCUCCAAGCUCGUGUCUCUCACGAACACCGCGGGGACGGUUCUGAAAGCACGGCCGCGAUGUGUCCCGACGGGAUCGACAGCGCACAUCCGCAUCACCUGCCAAAGACCCAUCUGCCUGGAGAAAUAUGGCGACUGCCGCGCGCUGGGGCGCUUCGUGUUGCGGCAAAAGGGAGCCACUGUGGCGGUGGGACUUGUCUUGGACACGGAAAUCAGAUAG